AUGCGUUAUGAAACAAAUAACAUAGUUAAUGCGUUAAUAGAAAUUUCUGAUUCACCAAAUGCUGACGCAGGUCUUCGUCAUGAAGCUCAAUGUUUAGCCGAUAACCUAUGUGAAUUUGAAUUUCUUAUCUCACUUGUUGUUUGGUACGAUUUACUGUUUCAAAUCAAUGUAGCUAGUAAAUCAAUGCAAGGAAUCACUAUGGACAUAAUCACAGCCACUUCAAUUGUUAAAGGUUGUUUAAAUUAUAUUAUUUCUUAUCGAAAUACAGGAUAUUUUUCAUCUGCUAAAAAAAUUGCUGAAACUUUAAAUGUGGAAACAAGUUUCAAACCCAAAAGACAUAGACUAACUAAAAUACAAUUUCAAUAUGAAAGCUUAGACAAUUAUGAACCUACUCCAGAAGAGGAAUUUAAAAGAGAUUUUUUCUAUUGUCUUAUAGAUACAAGUAUAACAUCAAUACAGUCACGUUUUGAACAGUUGGAAUCUCAUAAAAAUACAUGGGGAUUCUUAUAUAAUAUUUAUGAUUUGCCUGAACAUGAUACUUUGGUAAAACAUUGUAUGGAUUUACAUAAUACACUUAAAAAUGAUAUCAACGGAGUAGAUUUAUGUGUUGAAUUAGAACAUAUUAAAACUCUAUUACCAAAAGAUGUAUCUUCUCCAAAAGCAGUAUUGGAAUAUAUGUUACAAUCUAAUACAUCUGAUCUCUUCCCAAACACCUGGAUACCCUUAAGAAUUUUAUUAACAAUUCCUGUUACUGUUGCUAGUGGUGAGAGAAGUUUUUCGAAAUUAAAACUUAUUAAAACGUAUCUGCGUUCGACAUUGGGAGACGAAAAAUUGACAUCUCUAGCAAUCCUUUCUAUUGAAAAUGAAAUAGCUCAAAGAAUGGAUUUCUCAGAAAUUAUUAAAAAUUUUGCGAAAUCAAAAGCAAGAAAAGUUUUUAUCAAGGCCUUAGGUAUCUUCUUUUUUUUGUUAAAAUAUAUAAAUAAAUAA
Messenger RNA from Macrosiphum euphorbiae (potato aphid), 987 nucleotides. The record is from the annotation of a GenBank genome assembly. Lineage: Eukaryota; Metazoa; Arthropoda; Insecta; Hemiptera; Aphididae.